Messenger RNA from Soboliphyme baturini, 423 nucleotides. Lineage: Eukaryota; Metazoa; Nematoda; Enoplea; Dioctophymatida; Soboliphymatidae. The record is from the annotation of a GenBank genome assembly.
AUGACGUUCAUUCUUAAACGGAAACGCUUCAAGUUUCAAGUGGAUUUCAUGCUGGCGGACAUGAGCAACGUUCCUUUUGUCAACGCCGUUCUCUUCUCGAAGGUCCGUCUGCUGGACGGUGGCACGUUCUGCGACUACUCCUCGCAUGUCGACGUGGACAGUGCGCUUGCAUGCCUUCUAUUCGAAGCAUUAGCCGUGCUGUUCAUAGGCGGCACCGUCGGAUUCGUGAUGGUUAGCAGCGCCCGCGGCUUGUGCGCCUUCGACGAUAUUCGAAACGCGAGAAAUGAACACUACACCAACGUCAGUGCCUUGAUGUUGCCGCAAGGUAGUUGUUCUCUUCUGUGGUUCUUGACCGUCUUUCAGAUUCUGUUUCUUGGCAACUACUUGUGCACCGUGGACCAUCACAACAGUUCACUAUGUUAA